AUGAAACGCGGGACGGCGGCAGACGGCGGACAACGGGGGACUUUUGACGAGUUUCCUCGACGGCCGACUCGUCCGCCUCCCGAGUUUGACCACGGCGACGAGGGCGACGGCGACGGCGAGGGCAUCGUUCCUGAUCCGGACGGCGACGGGUUGUGGUCGGCGCAACAGCCGCGCGAGCCGUCGGCAGAGGAGCUCGCCAAGUACAACGACUCGGUGAGCGUGUUUGGCGACGUGGUGCUCUUCCUCGACAUUCUCGGCGCAAGCGAGUGCGAGGGCUUGUGUCUCGCAGAGCGCGGCUGCUCGUCGUGGUCUCUGGACAAGCUGCGAUCCGUCUGCAGCUUGCGCGUGGUCGGCCGCCCAACCGUCCGGUCGGAUCCGACCGCAAUCAGCGGCUGGAUGAGCGCGCAGCAGCGGGAGAGCCGCGAGGCUCGCUUCGCCGGCAGCGCAGGCGAACCAUCGGUCGCGGCGGCGGCGGAGGAGGCGGCGGCGGCAGCAGCCGCCCCCUCCAACGUCUCCAAGGCCACCGGGGGUGGUCUUCUCGUCAACUAACUCGGAGGGUCGGGAAGGGCGUGUGGUAUGUGUCUUCAGGGUGCCGAGGGGCCGGACGCCUACAAAUGCAGUGUAGCGGUGCCGCUCGUCGCUCGCGGUGAGAGUGUGUCCCGCGGCUGUCACGCGCGCAUGUGGGGUGUGUGCCGCCAGAGGAGGGGUCCCCCCGACGUCCUCCGAAUAUCUAUAGAUGGUUUUUUU
Molecule: messenger RNA, 747 nt
Organism: Emiliania huxleyi CCMP1516
Lineage: Eukaryota; Haptophyta; Isochrysidales; Noelaerhabdaceae
Exons: 2
Coding region: 1-549 (182 amino acids)
Source: RefSeq, a predicted model, not a curated record